Messenger RNA from Mangifera indica (mango), 1439 nucleotides. Its product is annotated as putative serine/threonine-protein kinase. Gene Ontology annotation, molecular function: ATP binding; protein kinase activity. The transcript has 6 exons. The record is from RefSeq and is a predicted model, not a curated record. Gene Ontology annotation, biological process: protein phosphorylation. Lineage: Eukaryota; Viridiplantae; Streptophyta; Magnoliopsida; Sapindales; Anacardiaceae. The coding region runs from base 198 to 1310 and encodes 370 amino acids.
CUCUAACAAUUGGGACUAAAAAGCUAGUGUUGUGUUCAUAGAGAAAAAAUAUUCAAAGGCAUGAACACGUUUAAGAAGUCAAAAUCUGACCACCAUUUGGCCUGCAGUUUUGCGCUCACAUAUCAAUUCUCCUCUCCUGUAAUUUAAUAAACUUUAUAAAUGUUCAAUAUUUCUAACAAAGUAGGUGGGUUUGCACUAUGAAAUUCUUGUUCUGUUGCUCAAGUUCCCUGACCUCUGCACCACAAAUUCCCAUCGAUAUAAGCAGGCACGGUGGACAAAAUCAUCAGAAUUUUCAUGUUUUCUCUUUUAAUGAGCUUAAAACUGCUUGCGAUGGCUUCUCUAGUUCGAACAAGAUUGGAGAGGGCGGGUUUGGUUCUGUAUACAAGGGCUGGCUUCAAGAUGGCACUGUUGUGGCUGUGAAAGUUCUUUCAAUUGAGCUUGAAUCGAUGAGAGGCGAAAGGGAAUUCAUUUCUGAACUGGCUGCUCUAUCAGAUAUCAAGCAUGAAAAUCUUGUUAAACUUAUCGGAUGUUGCAUUGAUGGAGCCAGUAGAUAUCUUGUUUAUGAUUACAUGGAGAAUAAUAGCCUUGCCCAUUCGCUGCUUGGUGGAGAGCAAAAUAGAACGAAAUUCAGUUGGGAAACCAGGCGGGAUAUUUCAUUAGGGGUUGCCAGAGGGCUUGCCUAUCUUCACGAGGAGAUUGAACCUCACAUUGUUCAUCGAGAUAUCAAAGCAAGCAAUAUACUGGUUGAUCAGAAUUUCAAAGCAAAAGUUUCUGAUUUUGGCCUAUCAAGGUUGUUAAGAGAUGGCAGCUCUCACAUUAGUACUCGUGUUGCUGGUACAUUAGGCUAUCUUGCUCCAGAAUAUGCCAUUAGUGGACACUUGUCAAGAAAAUCGGAUGUUUACAGUUUUGGAGUACUACUUCUGGAAAUCAUCAGUGGCCGGCAAGUUGUGGUUUUUGAUUUAGAACAAGGGGAACAUUACCUAGUCCAGAAGGCAUGGGAAACUUACAAUGCGGGCAACUGGGUGAGAUUAGUGGAUCCUACACUUAAGAUGAACUAUCCUGAAGAAGAAGUUUUUCGAUUCUUCAAGGUGGGACUGCUUUGCGUGCAGGAAAAUGUAAGGUUACGGCCGACAAUGUCAACAGCUUUCAAGAUGUUGAGCAAUGAAAUGGACAUUCAGGAUGUUCAAAUUUCACGGCCGGGGCUAGUUGCUGAUUUUAUGGAUAUAAAAGUGCGCCGAAAAAUCGUCUCCCAUAGCAUUUCUUCAUCAAACACAGGCAGCCUUCCAAACAGUACUAAACUUUUUGACUGAUAGUCCUCUGUAGCACACAAAAAGAAAAAGAAAAAUGUGUUAAAAUUGCAGAGUCAAACUUUUGUAUUCACAAAGAAGAAAAUUGGAAUUGAAUAGUCUUGUAGAUAUAAGAAUGAUUGUGUCUGGGAA